Molecule: messenger RNA, 14561 nt
Organism: Porites lobata
Lineage: Eukaryota; Metazoa; Cnidaria; Anthozoa; Scleractinia; Poritidae
Source: the annotation of a GenBank genome assembly
AUCUAGCUCAGUAUAUAUAACUUACGGAUUAUAGCUAAACAUACAGGUUGUAUAUAACUAUUCAGGUGAACGAGUCUCAGCUUACGGUGCACAAAACCCAGAAUGUAUUGGUUGGUCGUUCUUCUGUUGGUGAGAACUGUGCAUAGCAAUUCACAUAACCCUGAUGGUAAGUCUUCUUCUCUCGGGAUUCACUACUCAUUUAUUGCUCAAGAGACCCUAAUGGCCGAACUCUAAAACACUUCUUUUGUACUUUCAUAAGGCACUAAAUAUUACUAACAAUUCUCUUGCAACGAUGAAACGAGGGGAAAAAGAAAGAAGUACCACAGUCGGGAUCAAAUCACAUUUAGUUACCUUGUCGUUGUUUGAUGGCAGACCGAACCAAAAAACACUCGACACAGUUUGCUUUCAAUUGCAUAUGGGUGCACGCAUUUGGCAUAAUACUCGAAUGUAGAAGUACUGUGCUCCCUUUCUGGCCUGAUAAUGCGAGUUGGUUCUAGAGAGGUGUUUUUUUUAAUUACGACGUUAAAGUGGAGCAAUUUGAAAUAUUAAAUUGUGUCCGUUACUCUUAAGAGCCAGUCCAAAAUGAUUGGUUAUUUUCAAUGAGGCCAAGUGCAUUUUACAAAAUUGCAACAAAAAACUUAACUUCUCGAGUACAUGAGUUUGCCUGGUUUGUCUGUUUGAUUAUAAACAGUAAAUCAUAAAUGCCUCUGAGUUUCGUGUGAAAAUGAUUCGAACCGCUGCUACUGCUUGUCUUCAAGUUAACACCAGUUUCCAAAGUUAAUUUUAGGGAAACAAGUCAGAUUUUUCAGAAUAAAUAUAUUACUGAAUAAAACAUUCCAAGUUGAAAUCUGGUAAAUGGUUGGAACAAUUUUUUUUCCAAUUUUCGGGCAUUUUAAGAGAUAAUGAUAAUAAUUUGCCAAUUUGCAACGCUUCAUCCGAGGAGAAUGGAAUGGAACUGGCCAAUAUCCUUUCUGAAUGACUCAUAAUUCCAAGGAAAGGAGGGGGGAAGGACCCUGGGGAGUUAAAAAAAACAAAACAUUUCCUGGGGAAGCAUGCUCCGUACCCCCCACCCACCUUCCCCCUAGAAGCGUGCGCCUUGGGCGAUCAUUUAGGAAAUCGGUUAGUAUUUAUCCUACAUCCGCACUGAGACACCUUAACCAAUUACAAGGCCCAUGGGUCAUGGUGCAGUGUCAACAAAAUUUAUGGAUUUUAAUUUUUUCUCGCUUGUCUCACCAAAUCGCUGCUCCUCUGCUCUGAAGGAGUCAUUUUACAACUUACAAUAUUCUGAAUGUAAGGAAAACCUUAAGUUUUAGUUUGGUAAAAAAAAAAAGCAACAGAUAGCAGAGAAAAGUUGUAUUUAUUCUAAAAUGUUCUUCAUUUUUCUUAAACCCGCAUCGAAUAUCGUUAGAACUAUAACGGCGGUUUUUCACGCAGAUUAAAUUGUGUGCCGUAUUUUAGUACUAACUUUCACUUAACAAUAAGGUUAUAUUUAGUCAACUACUUGAACAACUUUUUUUUUCUGCGUUACCAUUGACUCCGGCCUUAUUGACAUUCUGGGCCCAGUUGCUCGAAGCAUGGUUAGCGUUAACCAGCGUUUAAUACCUUGACAACGUAUUGGUUUUGAUACUGCUUAACCAAUGGUUAAAGCUAACCAUGUUUUGAGCAACUCAGCCCUGAGUGGUUCUGAUUCGUUGUAGUUCUCUCCUCAAGAGGUUUUACCAAACAAGGGAUAAAGAAGUUUUUAAAAUAGUAUUCUUUGUAGAAAUCUCAUAGAUCAGAGCAACACGGGUAUUUGAAAUGAGUGAGACAGCUUUGUUGUUAUUACUGAACUCAUGUUCAUUUAGCAUCUUCUCUUGUUAAUAUAGCACCUUCUCUGGGUAAUAUAGUCUUCAGUGUUAAGCCGAUUCUACUAUUAAUUGUUUACGUUGAUAAAUUGAAAGCAAUUGCCUAGGUUUAAAGCACCACUAAAUAGUAUAAUUUGUUUGUUUAUGAAUAUAUUUUAAAACCAGUUUAUUUUAAUGGGGUAUUAUAGCCCCAUAAAUUUGCUCAACUAAAUACAUAUAUCUGAAAGUUUUUCAGCUCUAAAUAUCAGCCAUAGUGAUUAAUCAUUAUAAGGACAAAUCUGCCAAGUAACAUUAGAUAUAAUUUUAAGGAUGAAAGUUUAUUUGAAAAGCAUUGAAGACAUAAGAAGAAUUCAUAUCUAAUUAUACGUCGUGACAAAAAUUUUACAUGCAGCUACAGCUUAAAUUUAUUUAUAAGAUUGAGAUACUGGCUAGGUUCACGAAAUUAUCACGCAAAAAAGGAUGCUAUCAAAAUAUGAGCUAAUAUUCUGUAUCAAUAUUAAACCCCAAAAAAGAAUGUAUCGGUUACUAGCCAGCUUCCAAGGGAUAAAAAAUGGACCGUGAAAAGGAGUUUUAGGUACACACCGAACGGUUGUCAUUGUAAAUUUUAAAAUUAACCCAAUUUAUGUUGAACACACCAAAACCGUUUUAUGUUGUUGAUUUACAAAUGCCACCAGCCUGUAUAUAAUGAAGCAUUUAAUAUAUUGAUAGCUAUUACGAGUAUCAGACUAGGGGAGGGGACGACUGUGUAUUCCUGUAUAGCUGUAUCUUUUUGAAAAUGCUUCAAGUAAUAUAUCAAACAUGAGACGCAGUGUUUCAUCACCAGAUGAAACACCGAGAAGAGAGUUGAAAAUACGACGCGCAGCGGAGUAUUUUUGACGAACUUCGAGGUGUUUCAUCUGGUGAUGAAACACUGUGUCGAAUGUUUGAUAUUUCUUCUCGAACAAAAUCAUUUUUGAAGGAGAAAUUAAGGAUGCAAAUACUGAGCAGUUUUUCAUCCGAUUUCCGAACACUCAUUAAACAUUAAUUUUCUUUGUAUUUUCUUUAUGAAUUAUUAAUGAGUUUGAGAAGAUAAAAUAAAUUGUACCUUAAGAGUAAGGCGCUGUUUCAUACAUUUAACAUGUCAAGAAGUUUGGCCCGCUUUCCGAAAACGUAUUUUAUUUUAUUUUUGAGGGAAAAGUUCUAUUCUCUCCAUUUCAAGUCACCGAACGUUAAGCAAAUAUAUUUUGGUUUUAAUUCCUACCUUUAGUCAGUCCACUUCGAGGGUUUGCGUACUAGGAAAGGGACGACCGCCAAUUUUUUCUUUGAAGCCCAUUUCUAUGUCCAAAACGCUUCGCGCGCAUGCGUUUGGGUUUUGAAACGCUUCUAGACUUUUCGCAGAACAACGCCUCUCGACGUAGUUCCAGUCGUUGACGGUAAGGGCAUUAACCGUAGUCAAACGAGAUAAAUCAUAAAACCCGUAAGAAAAGUGUUCAAAAUUUAGGAUCGUCCCUGCAACACGCUGUUUAUUUAAUAAACUUUUUGAAUCUCUACUAAAACAAAGUUGAGUCUAAGUGCUGGAAAACUAAGGGCCUGUUUACAUGGAGAGGCCCCCAGGGUAGGUGAGGUAACCUGCUUAGGUGGGGUAAUCCGCCUCUCCAUGUAAUCUCGCAUUUUAAUUUGAUCACGUUUACAUGAUAGGUGGGGUGACCCGCCACUUGUUACCUCACCUAUCUGGGAUCCCCCACCUCCAUGUAAACAAGCCCUAAAACUAGUAUUAAUGCCGGAGUCACUAAUUUGCCAACAAAAUUUGUCUCGGCCGCGUAGCGUUUUUAAUGAAAAUAAAGAAGCUCGUUGUUUGGAGAACAAUGUAAAGAUCGUUAAAUACUAAUUCUGUUAUACAUAUCUUUGUCCAUGUUUUCACUUAUGGUGAAUGAAACCCCAAGAAACAAACAAACAAACAAAGAACACUUCAGACGUUUGAUCACGGUGGAGUAUGAGCGUCACCUAGGUUUUCGUUUCUUGUGCAAUUACGUUUUACCUCACGGUAAUCCUGUCUUGCUUUCAGCUUAACAACAAGGACGAAUCAAAAUUCAAAAGACCGAAAGGGAAAACUCAAUUUCAAACGUUAUCAAAAAUAAUUGAAAUUUUGGAUUCAUUCAAGAACAGCCCAGAUGUUUGGUGUUGACUUUUAAUAACCCAUACUUGUUCAUACUUGUUAUUGUUUUUUUUCAGAAAAUCAAGGCAUAGAUGAUCCUAACCUUUAUUUUGAGGGAGACAUGAUUCUUACACCAGAACAACGUUACAGAGUGGAGCAUGGGAAACCUGUGUUUGGCUCUAACCGGCGCAAACGAGGUGCAAGCACGUUCGCCUUGUGGCCACUUGGGGUACUUGUCUAUGAAAUCGAUCCCUCCCUUGGUGAGUUCUCGGUGAAACCAAGCCAAAUCCUAGUUAUUAUUUUAAGCUGAAGGUUAAUCAAUCUUGGCCUUUGCGCUACUGCAUAAGUUAUUGCACUAAGUCACUUUAAAAGUUUCCGUUAUACAGUAACAAACCCACCACGUUAUUACAGCCAAUCCGUUAUGACAAACAUUUUUUUUUCCUGCACGAACAUAAUUACAGUCAUUUUCUUACAAAGUAAUUUUUUAGACCUCCUCAAAGUGACCAGUCAAAUUACUUAAAUCGUGAGACCGGUUUGCAAGUAAGCGAAGCAAUCAAUCUGAUAAACAGGUACUGUUCGUUAUCGAGAGACGCUAAAAUUGCUAAAUGAGCGUUCAAAAUGAAUGAUCGAUAUCGUUAACCGUAAGAUUGACUGUCAGAAAUAGAUUAUGCUUGUCAGUAUAUAGCCCAGUGAGUAUACCUGUAAUAUAACGAACAUUUUGCAACGUUACAUCCGUUAGAAAACACCACCGUGACUACAACCACACCGUGACGACGACGUCGGAAUUAAAACGCGAUAUAUUUGAUGAGCAAAAUAGCACCUCGGCUCGCGCAUUGCACAUUAGUUUGUGAUCACUCCACAGCUAUGACGUGGAACUUUACAAAGUUACGUUUUUAUAGAGGACGUUAAAAUCGAUGUUCUUCUAUUUCUAAAAUUUGAUGUGUUCCCAAAUUAUCAACUCUUCAUGAAAAUUCGCCAACAUUUGACCAGUUAGAGCCUGUUGAAAUAAUCUCGAUAAAAUUAACGUUUGGAUGCUUUCGCUUUCGCGGUUGCUUGGACUCCCCGGAAUCCCCUAGCCCGGGGGGGUUAGUCUAUGGAGGCUCUGAGUGGGCCUAAAUGACAACUGAUCCAGUAUUUAACCACUGAACUGAUUUUCAGCGGGAAAUCCCACUGCAAUGGACGCUAUAAACGCAGGAAUGGAUGAAUGGACCUCAAAAACUUGCAUACGCUUUAAAAAGAGGACGAACGAGCCAUCCUACGUCGUAUUCCAGGAUGGUAACGGGUAAGAACUCUUGAAAAUGAUCACUUGCAUUCAAAAAACAUUUGAUUCAGUAGCAGAUCCAGGGGAGGGACCCGGGGGCCCCGUCCCCUUAUUUUGAGUCCAAACCGUCGGCGGCCCAAAGGGCCUAAAAAAAAUUUUUUUUGGAGACCCCCUCCCCCCACAACUCCUACCUAUAGGUCUGGAUCCACCACUAUGAUUGGCACCAAAGGGACUAAUUUUUAUCACCGCCCGCCAGAAAUGAGCAGGGAUAUUGAGGCCAAGAAUAUAAAUGUAGCCAGAUAUCAAACUUUCGAGAAAUAUCUCUUGACCAAUACGUUCUCAGGCUGGUAAAAUGUGCAGUUAGUACAUGAUAAACUGGCCUAAGAGUUAAGGUAUGGUGGUUACACAGGGAACCCGAACGCUGUAUUAACUAAGAAAAUAAUCAGUUGCUAUAUAUUUACCUGUGUUUCCUCGGUGAAUCCAAUCAAAGACGAUUUAAAAACAUUGCCGGUAUCAAAUGUUUGCUUGUCUGGCGCGUCCUAAAUAGGACCCGACAGUUACGUCUCAAGUUUCCAGAAUUGUUAACUAUUAACUCUCCUCGUGCCCGUGACAUUGAAACUCGAGAUCGUCUCCCAACGAACGUAAAUAGUUAACUUGAGACUUAACUGGUGCGUCCUAUUUAUGACGCACCAGACAAGCAAACGGCUAAAAAUAAAGACUCAGGAAACACAGGUAAGUAACAUUUUAUUAGCUAACACAGCGUUAGAGUUCCCUGUGGUGGUUACAUCAAAUUUAAUUUAUACUUUUUUUUUAUUUUUCGUGAGCAGAGCGACAAAACAUAAGGCGUAAAGAAGGGUUUGGUCGAAAAACCGAAGACUCUCAUGGCGAAGCCUCCGUGGCAGGAGCCGGAUGGUUUUACAGAGCACGCAAGGGGAACAUACGCGCGCACGUCGCCAGUGUGUCCUCAAAAUAGCUGACCUCCAUACCGGCGCCUGCUACGAAGGCUACAUAUAGCGCGUCAAAAAAUAUUCAAGGACAUGUUACGCCACAUUAUUUUGUUUUCGUGAUGGAGACAAUUUACCACUGACUGUGAUGGAAUCAAUUUACCAUCGUUAGUUUUUUCACCUCCUUGAUAUCUGCAAAGAAUUUACUUCUGUGACGACGGAACACUUAAUUCCACCCUAGUAUCAUCGAGUUUUUUUUCUAGGGAAAACCUAAUAAAAUCGAAAAAAAAAAUUGACUAAAAUGCACAAUGAAUUAACUAAAACAAUACAUGGAACUGAACUGACCUCAUGAUUUUUAGGUUCAUCUGAUUCCACGACAAAUGACACUCUCAAAUUCCCUCUAUCUUCGCAUCUGUACCUUUUCUUUGAUAUGCGCAGGAGCCGAUAACUUAAUAGGUUCCCGAUAUGCGAUAUUUCUGCCUUCCUUGGCUAAAAUUGACCCUAAAAUCUAUGAUUUUAAAGCUUGUUACUUGACCGCCAUGACCGCCAUUACUGUCUUGCAAUACUUUUAAACAGCGGUUUUUAUUUGACCACAAGGAUAUAUUUCACAACUCAAUGUGUCCCGCCUUUUGGCCUUCAAUAUUAUUUGCCUGGUACCAGCGGUUAAAUUCCUCCUGCCCGCCUAUUAACAGGGAAAAGAGGUAUCUGCUAGCAGGGAAAUUUCAUGGCAGACUAAAUUUUAAUUACUCGAACUGAAAUUCUAACAUUCUCAAAAAAGCUAGACAAACAGGGCGCAGGAUGGCAAGAUGUUGUAUCAAGCAUCCGUACAUAUACAACACAACACAGGAAUUGUUUUGUUCACUGACACUAGGCCGACUAAAUCCCUAGCGAAGUACUUUCCCGGUUAACAUCUAUGUAAUGGGAAACCGUUAUAGAUUAAGGUUGUCAUGAUGUGGAAGAUAUUGAUCAGAGUCUAACAUGAAACAAUCACAGCACACUGUCUAAGCGAUAAAACCAAGGGUUUCCAAUAGGUUUUUCAGGCUCGGGAUUUGCUUUUAAUUAGGACUUUCUUCACAGAGAAUGCUUUAACUACACGCAGUAUAUUAUGUAAGGGGAUCCGGAUUCCGGAAUCGGGGAAAUUUUUGCAUGAGGAAUCGAGAAUCCUGGACUUUUGAAUCCGCAAUACAGCAUAAGGAAUCCCGAAUCUAAAUUCCACUGAAAAAGGUCUGGAAUCCAGUACCUUGAAUCCGGAAUCAACGGCGUGGAAUCCAGAAUCCAAGACUGUUUUGGAUUCCCUUACGUGGAGCAAUUUUUCCCUCUCUCUAGGUGCUCUUCGAAUAUUGGAAGGACUAGGCGUCAACCGCAACAAAUCAAUCUUGCGAGGGGAUGCCGUACCAGAGGGAUUGUUGCUCACGAAAUAGGUAAAUCGAUAUAUAUUCAUAUCAUUUAAUAAGUGACAUUAAUUUAAAAGGACGUUUUCACCAAAGCAAUUUCUUUUAUCGUUUGUUGGUUCUAAGGAACCUACAUUACAAGAGAGAUGGCAGUCGGUUGAUUUGGUUAGGGCAAGAAUUUUUUUCUUAGUGAUCAUCAGAUUUACCCUCACUUUCUUUAUGUUCUUAAAAGUCUGUUAUAGUAACCCCAUUCUCCCUUUAUCUCUAUGCAAGAAAUCUGUUUCGUCUGAUCUGUCAAGGAGUUCUCUAAAGAAUUUGGUCGAAAAUGAUUAAAGUUCAAGUUGUGUUUAAUAUAAAGACUUGCGGAGCUCUCGUUCGUUCUCUAAGUUGAAUCCCAGCAGUACCCCUAUCCACCCGGAGCUGGUCUGAUAUGUCCGCUGAUAUGGUACCAUACGAUGAGUUUUUAUUUUUUGUUUGUAGGACACGCCCUCGGUUUCUUCCACGAACAGUCUCGUGCUGACAGAGACUCUUUUGUUAGGAUAUUGACACAAAACAUAAGACCAGGUAAGAAUGUAAAUGUCAUACCGUCAUUUUUUAUCGUUUAGUAAUGGUAUAAACACUAAACAUGGCAAUGCCGAUUAUUCCUAGCAACCCCAUGGACCAGGCACCCCUAAAUUUCUUGGCACCCAGACCAACUGAAUCAUUUACACAGUAAAAAUUAAAGGUGCCGUGCCCAAAACGUUUUUCGUUUCGUACACAGGUAUGAUUGGGCACUACGAACUAUCACAUACCCCCGGGGAUACUCCCUAUAGUGGCCCGUACAGAGAAGCUCCGCCAUUUUCAGGCUUCAGUUAUAUGAAAGGGUGGGGAUUUCUCUCGUUGAACUAUAUGAAAGAGCUAUCUAGUAGAUGCAUUUUAUAGCUGAUAAAAAGUGUAGAAAACGUUCUGGUUUUGUGAGUCACAGUCAACUCUCUCUUAACGGACACCUCUAUAAGACGGACACCUCUGUAAAACGGACACCUAUAGUUGGUCCCUGCCUUUCUUUUACUCCCUUUAUGUGACUCUCUAUAAGACGGACACCUCUCUAAGACGGACACUUAGUGCCGGUCCCAAAGGUGUCCGUCUUAGAGAGAGUUGACUGUAUUCAUAUUAAAAAGCCGACAGUGAAUUUACAGCAGUUAAAGGGGCGCAAAGUUUUUAUUAUAACUUGGUAUGUGAAAGGGGUACCAUUUGCCAAUGAAAGUUAUGAUAAAGAGGAAUGGAAAAAUGGUUAAAAUUGUCAAAAAUGGUAUAUUGAUGGUAUAUAAAAGGAUGAGGGGUUGGACCUCGGGGUGAAGACUCCCCGCAUAAAACGUUGUUGAGCACCCCCCCCCCCGGUCAAAAGCUUUGCAUUGUACUCUUGUACUCCACGGAAGUUACAUACAAUGGAACCUUGAUAAAACGAACCUCUAUGUAACGAAGGCCUCGAUCGGUAUAACGAACGAUUUUCUUUACCUCCCAAAUGAAUAGUAAAAUGCAUGAAAAAGAAUCUCGAUACAACGAAACCUUGUUAUAGCAAAAACACUUUGGCAUUCCCUUGACCCUUCGUUAUAUCGAGGUUCCACUGCUCUUGUUUCUUUUUUAUCACAUUUUUACAGGUUUCGAAAACAAUUUUCUCAAGUACGACAAUGGUUUUAUUAAUUCCCUUGGGAGUCCCUACGAUUAUGGAAGCUUGAUGCACUACGGAGACAAAUUCUUUACCAAAAAUGGUCAGCCCACGAUUGAAGUUCUAACGCCAGCUGGGGUAUGUUGCUAUUAAGGCUACCAGUUUAGUGCUCACGAACACGCGCUUAAGGACUGAUGUGAUAAUAGCAUUGUCAUCAGGGGAGCAAACAAGUGAAAAAAAUAGCCUUUGCAAAAAAUCGCGGUCGAGUCUGUUUAUUCUAGAGAACAGAAAAUGAAGAAGUUUUCAUCUAAAAGACGAUAAUGGCAAAUAUUAUUAUGGAUGGAAGUGGUCAUUGUUACUUUUUGGGAUACAGUGGCGAUCGACUGUAGAUGUCCUCAUUGCAAACAAUAUAUGACGUAAAACUUGUCGAAAUUUGACCUGAACGCUUCGCAUGACUAUUAAAUCGUCGUCUAGAUUUGAUAGAAUAAACAAACACGACCCCAAUUACUCGUGUUGGUAAAGAUUUUAUCACUAGCCUGCGAGUAAGCUCUCCUAUUUCGGCGAGUGAAGCGAGUCUCGCGAGAACGCGCGAGCGAGCGGCGAAGCUGCGAGUCCGUGCUCGCACGUUCUCGCGAGGCUCACUUCGCUUGCCCAAAUAGGAGAGCUUGCUCGCAGGCUAUUUUACCACUAGCUUGCCCGCUGAAAUACUACUUGACAUUGGCAAAGAUGACAAGUAUCGUAAAUAAGGUCUCUUCAUUUUAUUGCGGGCGACAAGAGGAGCCCUCAAUUCUAAUCUCCAGUUUGUUAUUACGCAUGCGUCGCAUGUAUGUAGCCAACAUUUGUUUGAACUUCCAUUAAGAAUGCAUGGAAUGUACAAAAUGCAAUUUGAUCACGCGCGUUUGAACCUUCUAUCACUCGUAAUCUGGUCACGUGUGUCUUGAUUAUCUGUCACGUGAAGCUUACGCAAGGCACAGCGCUAUAGCAAAAGCGUUUAGACCUUCGAUCUGUGUCGCCCAAACUCCGUAACCUUUGGUUAUUACUAGUUAAUAUUGCAUUACUAAGGUUCGUGAAGGGGUGAGAUCACUAUUGACACUGAAGGGCAUCUGUGGGGCAUUUUUGACUCAGAAGAUCAAUUUGUUGGGUUCAUGGGAAGCUGCCCACUUACCCCUCCCCGAAGCCAACAUUUUCCCCUAAGUGAGAAUUAAGUGUUAAUGUUGGUUUAGGGGAGGGGUAGGUGGGAAUUUUACCAGAAACCUCAAUCAAAUGGGUCUGAUUUGGCCCUAAUAUGAAAUACAAGAUCUGGUCUUCAUGAAAAGGAAUUGAAAAGGCUGUAGUCGUCAAGAAGUUAAUUCCAUUCCUCAUUUUACUUUUUUCUUUUAGGCUGAAAUUGGCCAAAGAAAUAACCUAAGUUCAACUGAUGCGCAACAAGCAAACCUGCUCUACCAGGCAUUGUGCGACGGUAAGCUCUACAGACAAGCCAACGACAAUUUAGUUCCCUGCAUUCAAAGUUACCUAUCAUGAAUCGCAUGCAUUUGGAAAGUUGUAGUCAGCAGUUGUCGUCAGUAGUUGACGUAGUAUUAUUAGUAUUGGCUCUCCAUAUAAACACUAUAUAGCCAGGGUCCUGGCUUAAGUAGUUUAGACUGAGGACAAAAAAGCGACUCAAUUAACAGUAAUUCAACUUUAUUUUUAGUUAAACUUAAUUUUUAUUUAGAAAUUGGAAAGUCUUAGAACCCUUGUGGAAAGCAAACUUUAAAAAGAAUACGAUAAUUUAUAUGAAGACAGAUCGAGUUAGUUCAAAAUUACAAUAAUGUGCUGUUAAAUUGAUUACUUCUAAACUGAUUUCUUUUCAGCGCGGCCUAAAACUGCAGGUAUGUUAAACACCUUAUUUCUAAAACAUGAUUAAACACCACACCUUUUAUUUGGCAACACACGCUACUCCGGUCCCCGUCUUCCCCCACACCCAUCCUUGCCAAAGCAAGUGUCAUUUUGGCUAAGGUGAGAAAGAUUUGCGCUAUCACGUGGUAUGACCCUCUAUUGAGCAUUGUUGAGGUCCGCGGUCUUAAAGGAAAGAAAAGAUCAUGUUUUCCCGCCAGUGCCUGAGAUGAUUUUAGCAGGAAAUGCAUUAGAACUAUUCUCCUUUCCCUCUUGCCAGUUGAGCAAUCCAUUAUUUUUUGUAAAACGAAAGCGUACCUUAUGACGAUUGGAGCGGUUUGAGCAAUGUGAAAACUAAAAUGCCUUUUUUGCAUCCCAUAAGCCCAAAGAUCAAACUAAGACAAAAAGGAGAAGAUGAUUAUAGGAAAGAGAAAGAAGUAACGUUUUUUUCAAAAUCUAGCUACAUAUUCAGUUUUAACUUAUAAAUUUUACACGAAUAUUCAUGAACGUGUGGUGAAUACGCAAAUACAUCCAUCCACCCACCUAUUUUUAAAAAAACUACAAAGCAAAGUAAACUGUUUUAUUAAUUUUAAUCUUGCAGUACCAAGCACAGCUCCUCCUCCUCCUCCUACAACUGGUGAGUGAGUUUUCUAAGGAAGACCCCAACCCUUUAACCUCAUUCUAAGAGAUAAUCAAAACUGGUUUUCCGACUGGGAGCAUCCGUUUAUUGAUAAACCAAUGGUCAUAAAUGUGCCCGCUGUACCAAGCGCACUGCUAUUAAGCCUGUGUUAGAAUAUUAUAUCUCAGCAACAAGCAGCACAGUCAAGCAAGAUCUCCCUUAAUUCAUUACGUUCUCGAGUAUGCUGCCAUUACAAAAUCGAGAAGUGAAAGGGAAGCUUUGAUAAAAGGCCAUGCACAGUUGUAAUUGUAAAAUACAUGACUCACAUUCUUUUACGAUCGAUCAAUUGCUAGAUUUGAACGAGUGCCUCUCUUCAUCCUGUGGCGCAAAUGCGGUUUGUCAGAAUACCAUUGGUUCCUUCACUUGCACGUGUAAACCUGGAUUUACUGGAAAUGGACUAUCUUGCACAGGUAAGAUAAACUUACACAAAUAGAGGGUUCUUUUCUAAAUAAGACUAGUACAAAAUAAACCAGAAGCUAAAAUGGGUACUGUGCCCGCUGUACCAAGCGCACUGCUAUUAAGCCUGUGUUAGAAUAUUAUAUCCCAGCAACAAGCAGCACAUUCAAACAAAAUCUCCCUUAAUUCAUUACGUUCUCGAGUACGCUGCCAACACAAAAUCGAGAAGUGAAAGGGAAGCUUUGAUAAAAGGCCACAGUUGUAAUUGUAAAAUACACGACUCACAUUCUUUUGCGAUCGAUCAAUUGCUAGAUUUGAACGAGUGCCUCUCUUCACCCUGUGACGCCAAUGCUGUUUGUCAGAAUACCAUUGGUUCCUUCACUUGCACGUGUAAACCUAGAUUUACUGGAAAUGGACUAUCUUGCACAGGUAAGAUAAACUUACACAAAUAGAGGGUUCUUUUCUAAAUACGACUAGUUAAGUAGUACAAAAUAAACCAGAAGCUAAAAUGGGUACUGUCGUGGUGUCUUGAGGGUCAGGUAGAACAUUCCUCUAUAUUUCGAAUCGCUUAUGUCGUUUUGCCACUGAAAUCAUUAAAACUAUUAAAUUUGAUUAUUCCACAGAAGAUAAAUAGAGCUUUUUGUCCUAAAAAAUAACGCUCCAUUAAAUCAGACACACAUUCAUCGGUGGCGAGUACUUACUAUGCUUGCAUAGCGAAUUGCGGAUGUUUGACGUCCACCGACUAUAUCCCGGUUGUCUUAACAUAACAAUAUCUGGUAAAAGGUUAAGUUUGAACAAGUCUAAAUCAUUUUGAAUUCCUGGUCUUAGCUAACCCAAAGCUCUGUAAAUAACCCUUGAACGUUAACAAGCAAUUCUUACCAUAAUAGGUUAAGCGAUCUGUUUUAAAAAACCUUCUUCUGUUUAAAGCAUUUUGCCAGUAAGCAGACAUCCGCCAGUGCACGAGAUUAUUUUAGCAGGAAAUGCAUUAGAACUAUUCUCCUUUCCCUCUUGCCAGUUGAGCAAUCCAUUAUUUUUUAUAAAACGAAAACGUACUUAAUGAUGAUCGGAGCAUGCAAUUUGAGCGAGGUGAAAACUAAAAUGCCAUUCUUGCAUCCCAUAAGCCCAAAGACUAAACUACAAAAAAAAGGAAAAGAAUGUAUAGGAAAGAGAAAAAAGUAACGUUUUUCAAAAUCCAGCUACAUAAUUAUUCAGUUUUAACUUAUAAAUUUUACACGAAUAUUCAUGAACGUGUGGUGAAUACGCAAAUACAUCCAUCCACCCACCUAUUUUUAAAAAAACUACAAAGCAAAGUAAACUGUUUUAUUAAUUUUAAUCUUGCAGUACCAAGCACAGCUCCUCCUCCUCCUCCUACAACUGGUGAGUGAGUUUUCUAAGGAAGACCCCAACCCUUUAACCUCAUUCUAAGAGAUAAUCAAAACUGGUUUUCCGACUGGGAGCAUCCGUUUAUUGAUAAACCAAUGGUCGUAAAUGUGCCAGCUGUACCAAGCGCACUGCUAUUAAGCUUAUGUUAGAAUAUUAUAUCCCAGCAACAAGCAGCACAUUCAAGCAAGAUCUCCCUUAAUUCAUUACGUUCUCGAGUACGCUGCCAACACAAAAUCGAGAAGUGAAAGGGAGGCUUUGAUAACAGGCCACAGUUGUAAUAUAAAAUACAUGACUCACAUUCUUUUACGAUCGAUCAAUUGCUAGAUUUGAACGAGUGCCUCUCUUCACCCUGUGACGCCAGCUCAACAAAGUAUGGGAUCGAGGUUCCGAGGUCCAGCCUCUUACCCUUUUAUUUACAUUUUCAUAUCUGCACCUUUCAUCGCUAAAACAGGGAGUAUUCUUCUGGGUGUUUUGUCUCCAAUAUUUUUUUCGUUUGGUCCUUUUCUGAUCAAAUCUUUCCCAGGGGCGGAGGGAAAGAAGGCUGCGGAAAAUUUGUAUUUAACGUUCUUUUUACUCUUUUUCUUUUAGCUAUCUGUCAAGACACUGCCUCCUCUUGCGCUUGGUUAAGGUUUUUCUGGUGUUCUUUCGCUCCAAGCUCCUGCCUGAGGACCUGCAAUAGAUGUCCUUGAUCUCAUAAAGUCACAGCAAUGAUCGAUACUGACGCCGUUUCAGAGGCUCAUGCUCAUUCUAAGUUUCUGGCUAAACAUAGCUUUAAUACUCUCUUAAAAUACACCGUGCUUACACCACUUUAAUUAAAUUUAACUUGUUAUCGAAAGUUUUUGUCAUCAAGAAAAUUGCAUCCCAAGUUGUGUUGAAAAGGCUGACGUUACUUUGAGCUCCUGUUAGGUAUUUUGUUGAACUUCAUGUGUUAACAUGCUCAGUACGAAGAAUCAUUUUUGCACAGUGUCGAAGAUCAUUACUUUUACAGGAAGCUAAGAAUGACCUCGGUAAA